Molecule: messenger RNA, 1690 nt
Organism: Lindgomyces ingoldianus
Lineage: Eukaryota; Fungi; Ascomycota; Dothideomycetes; Pleosporales; Lindgomycetaceae
Exons: 3
Coding region: 439-1347 (302 amino acids)
Cellular component (GO): RNA polymerase II transcription regulator complex
Molecular function (GO): DNA-binding transcription activator activity, RNA polymerase II-specific; transcription cis-regulatory region binding
Source: RefSeq, a predicted model, not a curated record
UUCGACGAAACGUGCGCCUCCCAGCGGCCACCGCCAGCAGUCGGUCGAGCCGGGGGUGUCCUGUGCAUGCGUGCUGAAAUGCUGCUCCCUACCACCUUCUAAGCAGCGACCGAGCCUUGCGCACGUUGAACGACCCGCCCCAAGCCGUCCUCCUCCCAACGAUGGCAAGGCUCCGGAACCGCCAGUUGUCGGGUGGUCGCUGAGGACAGGGGUGGCAUGGGACAGCAGCUUUACGGCUGCACGUCCGCCUCCAUUUAGGGAUUGGGGUGGACUUUGAACGUGCGCAUCAAAGCUCCCUUCCCACCCAGUGGGAUAUAAGGCCCAGAUCUCAGCUCCCGUAUUUUAGAUAUUGCCCUGCCUGCUGCCGCUCGCAAGCCGAUCUUGAGUCUGCUCUUCGACAAAACCUCCUCCUCCUGUAUACGAGAUCACUUGGCCGCCAUGGACUACACGUACUUCAGCGCUGCACCACAACCGUACCCCUUCAUGGGGAUGCCGCCUAGCGCAUUUCCACGCACUGGAGUUGAUCCGGACACGAUCCGCAGCAUUCAGGAGCCUCUGGACGCAGCGUUCCUUCCGCCGUCCUACGAUGGCUUCUCGUUCCAAGCACACGGCUUGCCGACGACGCAGGGCUCGCCGGACCCCAACGUAGCACAGACGCCCAUGCCCGUGGGCAGCGUAGACAGCGGAAUCGGCGCUGAAAUGGAGGACAGCCGGGCGAGUCGGACGAGGAGCAGCAGCGAGGAGAAAGAGUCCGGACUAACGCCGGCCCAGAGCAGGAGGAAGGCACAGAACAGAGCUGCCCAACGCGCCUUCCGCGAACGCAAGGAACGACAUGUACGCGACCUUGAAGCAAAACUCUCUGCCCUCGAAUCCAGCACACAUUCACUCCAGUCCGACAAUGAGCGUCUGAAGCUUGCUCUACAGCGAGCCCGCACUGAGAACGAGAUCCUACGUGCUACCGGUGGGCAGCACUCGCCAACUUCAUCACGGCCGGUGUCGGCAAGCUACCCCUCGCCAGGUGCCCACCUACCUGAUGAGGAAGGUUCCAAGGGAGACGCAGAAUACAACGUGCAGUCGCUCACCAACGGCAGCGUUGUGAACAGCGCAGGCAUGGAGCAUGCCGCCUCGCGCCGAAAGACCAAGGGCAAAGAGAUCCCUGCCACCCAGACGUGGGAUCUAAUUCAAUCACAUCCGCUAGUGAAGCAGGGCCUCGUCGAUAUAGCUGAUGUGUGCGAGCGGUUGAAAGGCCUUGCCAAGUGUGACGGCCACGGCCCCGUCUUCGAGGAAGCUGCGGUAUGGAAGGCCGUCGAGGAGUCGCGAAGGGGAGGUGGAGACGAGCUGAUCUGAUCUGGUCUAGUAAGGUGGAUCUGCUCUCUAAACAAGAACACCACCAGGAUCACGGCCAGGGGGAGUUGCGAGUUUUGCGUUUAUACCCGUUCAUGACCAUACUUUACUGAACCAAACCUGUACUGGGGGAAUGAUUUGGAUGAAGGCGUUCUGGUAUUUUUUGGCUAAUUAGCAUGGCAUAGGUCAGGGCGGAGACAUUUGGGCUUCAGGAAAAGGCUAGGCGAUCAAAGGAAAAGUAGUUUCAAAGCGACCGUUGAUUGUCACAUUUACAUCGCUUUGACGGCGGUGGGGAUUGAACGAAGCUCGCUUUGCAGCCUGCAGGUAGAAUCCAUGAUUCCAUUAG